AUUUGAUGACUAUGCUUGGGCUAUGAGUAGACAUCUAUAAAAUUUUCACUGACAGCCUAAAGUUAGCCUGGUUUUUGCCUAGAUGUCUGGGCUGAUGGUAUUUUAAACGCAAAAUUGCUUUCUGGGUAAUACAACAUUUAGUCAGAAACGCAAGUAAAUUACAUAUUUACGUAUUUUGUACAUGUUUGCUUUCAGAAUCGUGGAAGAAUCAUAGCUUAAAAAUACAUAGGCUAACAUAUCUGGGAUCUAACUAUACUAGUACUGUUUCUGAUAUUACAUUUUUUUCUGCAAUACUCAAGGGUCCCCCUUGAAACACAGAUAGUUUGGGCUAGUUUUGAGUAGCAAUUGGGCAGAUUUUGUUGUGAAACCUGGCAACCCUUGCCAUCAAGCAUGUAACUAUAUUAUUGCUAACAUAGCGAGACUCCUUGAAAAAUACAAUUGUGUAGUGUGUAUUACAGAGAAAAUAAUCACUUAAUCCAACGGAUAAGUCAAUAGACCAAAGCACUGUGAGGAAAGGGGGGGCGAGACUCAAAAUAUUCCUGCCCCCACCCCGGGAUAUCCGCCUAUGGACAGUAAUCAUCAUGUGAUUGUUAUUUCGUAAAUGACUCCCCUCAUACGUAGCCUAAGUGGGGAGGUCAACAAUAGGCCAUUGCUCAGUCUACACAGGCCUGCAUUGUAUAUAAAAAUACAUUGUAUUAUGAGCGCCUUGCACAAGAGCAAAUUGAAAUUUCAGUUUAGUGUGGGUUUCAUACAGAGUUGCUAGCGGGACAUGCUGAUAUAUUUAUAUGAGGAAAACCUUGUAUUUGUGUUUCACAGAGAAGCUACUGCAAACUAUGCUUAUGAGACAUUUUCAGUAUUCAGGAUUUCACAUGUUUAUAUAUCCUUGAAAAGAAAAGUUUUUGCAUUCUUUUGAUUAUUUUUCACGACAUUGUGAACAUGUUUAUCAUCAUUUGGCUAAUUGUGACAACUAGCUCCUAUAGUCUCUUCUCCAUUGUUUGAUUAACAUACAUACAGAACUAUGGUAUUUAGACAUCCACAUGAAAAUAUGGUUCUGUCAUAGUUUUGGUACUUUAUUGUUAGUGUGGUGUCUCUCCUGUGGUUCUGGCAGUCUUAUAUCUCAGUAGCAGGCCGCUUCAGUCCAUCUGUCUCAUCUGUGAGCAGCCAAUGCACACACUUGCACCCCAUCGUGUUAUCAGCUCUUCCCACUGUAUUUAACUGGAUUUAUUAGUAAGUCAUACCCAGAUUUUCAUUACAUUACAUUGAGGAGGAUGAAACGACAUCAGCUGUGUUUCUUCAAAACCUUCAUAUCUGAGUGAGAAGACAGGAUUUCCCUCAGAGAAUGAACAAAGAGCUCUUCUAGGAUGAAGAGAAAGGGUAGAGGAGGAAGAUAAGAAAGAAAGACACCCGAAGCAAGACUAAGCUAAAUAUCCGUGUGGUACGGGCCAGAGGAGAAGGAAAGAGGAGCCAUGUGGCAAGUUAGUUGUUCUUUAAAUCCUAAAGUACUCCCAGACGGGGUCCCUGCAUGGGUGACCAUGAAGAAAGAACUGGUUGGAGGAGUCAAAGGGAAGAGGAAGAUGUUCUCGUUUUCUUUACGAUGUCGGAUUGGAGUUAUCAGAGGAAGGGUUAAAGAUGAUGUCCCAUAUAGAAAGGGAAACAAAGAUACUGCAAGUGACAGCAGUGGGCUCAACAAGAGGAGUAGCAUUGCUGAUGAGCAGAGAGGUGUGACGACAGUGGAACUGAUUAAAAAAGAGGGCACCAGUCUCGGCCUCACGAUCUCCGGAGGUUGUGACAAGGACGGCAAGCCAAGAGUGUCGAACCUAAGACCAGGAGGUCUCGCGAUCCGGAGUGACCAACUCAAUGUUGGGGACUACAUAAAGUCAGUGAACGGCAUAAACCUGUCCAAACUAAGACAUGAGGAGAUCAUCAGCAUGCUGAAGAACAUCGGUGAGCGUGUGGUGCUGGAGGUGGAGUACGAGCUGCCGCCAUUCGCUCCCAGCAAUCCCUGCGGCAUCAUCUCUAAAACUAUCGAAGUGUGCUUGGAAAAAGAAGGAAACAGCUUUGGCUUUGUUCUGAGAGGGGGCUUUCAUGAGGACUGGCAUAAGGCUCGACCUCUAGUAGUGACCUACGUCAGGCCCGGCGGACCCGCGGACAGAGAGGGAACCCUGCGAGCGGGCGACCGUGUGUUGAGCGUGAACGGUGUUGCUGUGAACAGACAGAAACAUGCUGAUGCUCUGACCCUGAUCAUGCAGAGCAGCCAGGAGACUUUCUUCCUCAUUGAGUACGACAUCAUGGUCAUGGACUCCGUCCAGAAGUCGUCUGGGCCGCUGCAGGUGGACAUUGCCCGCUCCGCAGGUUCAGUACUGGGACUAAGUCUCACUACAUCCGUCUACAGGAACAAACAGGUCAUUACAGUCCAGAAAAUCAAACCUGCUAGUGUUGCUGACAGAUGUGGUGCUUUGCAUGUGGGAGAUAUUCUCUUGGCUAUAGAUGGCAUGAGCACAGAGCACUGCUCUCUGAUGGAGGCUCAGCAGCUCCUGUCCAGCUCCUCAGAGCUCACCAAACUAGAGAUCCUGCCCUCUCAGCACUGCUCACAUGACACAGUGCAUGUCCAGAGGAGUAUUCAGCAUCAGUGGGACUCCAGUGACAACUGCAUCAGUACUCCUCCACCUUUCCAAAAGACACCCUCGGCCUGGAGUCACACCACCCCUACACCCUCACACCGAUCUGUGACGUCUGGCAUCUCUGUAAACACAUCAGGCUUUCACAGUUACAGCUAUGGCACCCAGUCGACGAACCCCAACACCUAUCCCAGCAGCACCCUGCCCUCCUACCCGUCCAGCCCUCGCUGCACCCACACCAAGAGGAGACCAAGCAGAAGAGACCACAAGAGCUCCUUGUCUCUGGCGACGAGUACAGUGGGCGCUGGUGGUCAGGUGGUGCAUGUCGAAACCAGCGAGGUGCUUCUGAGAGGAGAUCCUCUUACUGGAUUCGGCCUGCAGUUACAGGGGGAAGUGUUUGCUACUGAACCGCUGUCAGCGCCUGCCUGUGUUCACUUUAUAGAGCCUGACACACCUGCUGAAAGGUGUGGGGUGUUACAAAUUGGAGACAGAAUUCUUUCCAUUAAUGGAAUUCUCACCGAGGAUGGAACACUGGAAGAAGCCAAUCAGCUGCUCCGAGAUGCAGCACUGGCCAAUAAGGUCAUACUGGAGGUGGAGUUUGAUGUUGCAGAAUCAGUGAUUCCCAGUAGUGGCACAUUUCAGGUUAAGUUGCCCAAGAGACGUGGAGUGGAGCUGGGCCUUACGAUCAGUGAAAGCAAGAAGCCAGGAAAACCUUUGAUCAUCUCGGAGAUACAGAGAGGCAGUAUUGCACAUAGAAUAGGAACCCUGGAGCCGGGUGAUCGCCUGCUGGGUAUUGAUAAUGUUCGGCUGGAUAAUUGUGGGAUGGAUGAGGCCAUGAUGGUCCUCCAGCAGGCCGAGGGGAUGGUCAAACUGCGGAUUCAGAAAGACGAAGACAACCUGGAUGAAUUAGAGUCGUCCGGUUCAGUCAUAUUCACAGUUGAACUCAAGAGACACGGAGGUCCUCUUGGAAUCACCAUUUCAGGCACUGAAGAGCCCUUCAACCCCAUCCUGAUCUCCAGUCUGACCCGCAACGGCCUGGCGCACAGGACUGGUGCUCUUCAUAUCGGUGACCGUGUUUUGGCCAUCAAUAACACGAGUCUCAAGGGAAAACCUCUGAGCGAGGCCAUCCACCUGCUGCAGACCGCCGGAGACACGGUUACACUCAAGAUCAAGAAGCGAUCUGAACCACUUUUGGAGUCGGACAGGAGCAGCCCGUCCAGGACGGCCUCGUGUGUCAGUGACAUGGAAGACGAUCGCUCAGAUUCUCUCAGGAGAGGAAAACACUCUGAACUUCAUCGCCCGACCACACCCCCCAGACUGGAUUCAGCCAUGGACUUGUGGGAUAGUUCGGCCUUAGAUCCCGGCUAUGGAAGUCAAGGUGUCUAUAUUCAUAAGGCGUCUGAUUUCACUCUUCAUCCCAAUGACUGGAGACAGACCAAUCACAGGAGCCCACUGAUCUCCAGAAGACACGCCCCCCGUCCUGCAGUGCAUGAUGGGAGGCUGGGUGAGGAGGAUUGGACAUACUCUGGAUCUGUCAGUCCUGCACGCUGUCACAAGCACAACAAUACAGACGCUCAGGAGAACUAUUGGUCACAAGCUCUUCAGGACCUGGAGACCUGCGGCCAAUCGGAAAUCUUGCGGGAACUUGAGGCUACUAUAAUGUCAGGUAGCACGCUCAGUUUAGGAGAAGACGGCGAGAAGCAGAAUGAAAGAAGGACCAAAGCUCUGGCAUUGAGCCCAGAGAGGACCUCAGAGAACACAGCUGUACCAGAAGACAUGCAGGACACCAGCCCAUCCAUGCCAUUAGAGCUUCAUAAGGUAAUGUUGACUUUCCCGGCGGUUGAAAUCACAACUGAAAGUCUGUCAGAUCAUCAUUGUCUCCCUCUGUCUCAGAUCUGUGUACAGAAGGAUGUUAACAGCAGGGAUUUUGGGUUCAGCAUGUCUGACAGUUUGCUGGAAAAGGGUGUUUAUGUGAACAUGAUCCGUCCGGACGGGCCUGCAGACCAAGCUGGGUUACGCUCAUAUGAUCGUAUCCUACAGGUCAAUCAUGCAAGGACACGUGAUUUUGACUGUUGUCUCGCCGUGCCAUUGAUCACAGAGGCCGGAGAGCAUCUGCAGCUGGUCAUUAGCAGAAACCCUCUCGCUCAGGCACAUGUUUGGCCACCUAAAAACUGUCAGGACCCAUCUGAACUGUCCGUGGUUUCUGCACAAAAUCCAAGAAGAAUUGACCUCUGAUGAGCAACACAAACAGAGCACAAUUUUCAAUUCUCUCUCUCAACUGCACAUUGGACACAUUAGCACUACUUUCUAACCAGUUAGGACCCACUACAGAUUUUUCAUGCUUUAAAAGAAAAAAUCAUCCUGCACAAAACAAGCCACAUUUUCAACGCUGAUUUGACCAUUCACAGUGGCACGCGACUUUCGUUUGUACACGUUCAUCUUCAUACAUGCCACUUUUGUUUGUAUUAUAAAUGAAAAACGGGCUCAUUUAGUUUCUGCUGCCAACGAGAACACUUUGAUGUUGAUGCAGGUUUUCACAAAACAGAGAAACCUCAAGCCAUCGGUUAAAAAUCUUCCUCUGACAUCAAAACCAUGACAGUUUGACAAUCUUUUUUUUUUUUUGGAUGAAAAGCUAAAAUUAAAAAAAAAAAAUUGAUGUCAUUUGUGUAUCAUAAGGCAUUUUAUGAGGAUUUUACAUCCUGAUACAAACCAGGAGUAAAUUCAGAUUUUAAGUCAAGUCCUUCAGAGGAGCUUGUUUUAAGUCUAAAUUUUAAAAGCAGAUCUGUCUUUGUAUAUUGUUUACCCACAAUCCUCUAUUCUGUGUAUAAACCCUUUUUCCUGGAUGUUAGAUAUGUAAUGCUAUGAAUAAGAUGUACAUUUAAUAUUUUUGGGUUAGAAAUGAUCAUUUCAUUUUUCAAGAGAAAUAAAGGAUAAAAACCAGAGUGUACGUAACUCUGUCU
This is a messenger RNA of Carassius auratus (goldfish), 5578 nucleotides long. RefSeq names its product glutamate receptor-interacting protein 2-like. Gene Ontology annotation, biological process: neurotransmitter receptor transport, endosome to postsynaptic membrane. Gene Ontology annotation, molecular function: protein binding. The coding region runs from base 1467 to 4853 and encodes 1128 amino acids. NCBI's taxonomy places the organism in Eukaryota, Metazoa, Chordata, Actinopteri, Cypriniformes, Cyprinidae. The transcript has 23 exons. The record is from RefSeq and is a predicted model, not a curated record.